This is a messenger RNA of Mycena citricolor, 2396 nucleotides long. The record is from the annotation of a GenBank genome assembly. NCBI's taxonomy places the organism in Eukaryota, Fungi, Basidiomycota, Agaricomycetes, Agaricales, Mycenaceae.
GUUCAACUUCCAUGAUACACCUAACCAUCCUAACCCCCGCAAGAUUGACAAACAGUUUUAACUGAGUGCAGAUUUCACGUGCCUAUGAUAUUGAGCACGUGAUAUGAGGUCACUAGUGUGCACACAAUACUUUGACCCUCUCUUUUCUUGCCACUUCUGCUGAUAUAAAGGGUCUUGUGAUGUCCUCUAAGUUGGAAAAGCGACGUAGCUUUUAGGACCAAGUUACGCGGUCUCAAUAGCAACUCACGCCAGCAAGUAAACUGGACCAGGUUUUAGAUCCGCUCGGCUUGUACACAUUCCAUUCGAUAAGAUCCACGAGGAGCUUCUUCCUUCCCAAUGGGCGCAGCCACGUACCGACGAUGCGGUCAUUCUCAAAGGCUGCGGCGCAGUCGGGGACACGCCGCGGCGGACGAUCAACAUCGGAUCUCUUCGGAUAUCUCUGCUACCCCAGGCCGCAGGCAACUCCGCCAUGGCGAAGGUUGCCCAAUGCCCGCGGGGACUAUAAGUAAAUGAUACCCUUGAGCCUGGACGUCGUCCGAUCCCCCGCAUCGCCCGCCGAUGGACGAUUCCGCCCCCGCUGGCAUGCAGUCCCUCCCGUUUUGGAAACGUCCCUCGGUGUGGUGGGUGGUGGUGUUUGCCCCGCUGGAGUUGCUCUUGCUCACGUCGGUCGUGGCCGCGAACGUGGAGUUGUUCACGAACAUUGUGUGCCGGGUGCACAAUUCGGGGAACGUCGGCGUGGUGGCUCCCCCAGUCGGCGGCAUCCCGUACGACGCGGCCGCGUACUCCCCCUGGCUGAAUGCGACUGGGACACAAGCGAACUUGGGCUAUGGCGGCGCCCCCCAGCCAACGUUCAGCUCGUGUGCGACCGACCCCGUGGUGCAGGCGGCUGUGGCCAAGCUUACGACCGUCUUGGCAACCACCGCGGGCGUGCUCUCUUUCUUGACGGUGGGGUGGUGGGGCUCGCUGUCUGAUCGCCUGGGCCGGACAACCGUCAUCCGAGUGUACAUUCUUGGACAGUUUCUUCCACUCCUGAACACGAUUCUCGUCGUCAAUUUUGUCGAUGUGCUUCCUGGAGGAUACUGGUUUCUCCUGCUUGAUAGCGUCGUGCUCGGGCUCUUCGGAGGGAUAGCGACUUUCACGGCCGCCUUAAACGCAUAUAUGUCGGACAUCUCCACACCAGAGACCAGAUCGAGCAACUUUUCGCUUGGGAUGGGCUCUCUGUUGCUUGGGAUGGGCAUUGGGCCUCUAGCCGGGAGCUUCGUGGUCCGCAUCUCCGGAAACGUCUUGAACCUGUAUUAUGCAGCGUUGGCAUUCCGCCUGCUUGUCUUUUGUUUCUCAUUCGCCAUUCCCGACUCGCUGAGCGCGGAGAAGAAACAUCUGGCGGCUGUGAAACACCGAGAGGAACUCGACGUCCUCGGCGCGAAUCGACCGCAUAGUCGUUUGAAAGAUAUUCUAUUCUUUUUGGAGCCGCUGUUGAUCCUAUGGCCCAAUCCGGUCCCAGGAAUUACUGCGCAGCGCCAAUGGGGGCUUCUGAUCCUCGCAAUGGCACAAGGGAUCUUCGGAUUGCUUGCAGUGAGUGACUUGCAUCUGGACCGUUCCCAGCUCAUCACUGCCAACAAGUCUGCGAUGAUGCCGCAACUCCUCUAUGCAUUGAUGACGUUUGAUUGGGAUGCUGAAUACGUCGGGUAUUGUCUCAGCAGCAUCGGAUUCGCCCGCGCAAUCUAUUUGAUUGGCAUUCUACCUUCCAUCGUCAAGUUCGCCAAGAAUCGACAUGCGAGCAAGAUCCGCGAGAUGGAGAGGGAGCCUCUGUUGCAUCCCGGGAAACUUGUCCCGUCCGCUGCGGCCGUGGACAUGCAAUUGGCCCGCGCAUCUGCUCUGGUCGAAAUCUUCAUUUGCGCUAUGCUCCCGUGGGCUCCGUCCGGCGUGAUUUUCAUUGCUAUCUUGUCCUUCGGCUGUCUAGGGUCUGGGUUUGGGCCUGCGAUACACAGCGUUGCGCUAGAGCUGUUCUCGCACAAGGUCGGCAAGGAAACAGCCGCUGUCGAGUCGGGCAAGCUGUUUGGCGCACUGGGCGUCGUGCAGGCUUUGUUUGGUACCCUGAUCGGCCCCCCCUUGUAUGGCUUUGUGUAUGCGGCAACCGUGGCCACGUUCCCCGCGACCAUCUUCUAUCUUUCGCUCGUAUUUGUUACCAUUUCCUUUAUCCUGCUCCACUUGAUCCGUCUCCCCCGAGUGGUAACGGACCCGUCUGAGGAUGAAGUAUAAUCGGGCGCUUAUAUUUGUAUACCUUGCAACACUCCUUGUGAACUUUUAUUCAUUUUCUGUGUAGAUAGAUUCUGUUAGAUCACGCGCGUGGACGGCCUUCGAUCUUUACCUUACCUUCAAUAUAGAUCGCGCUAUCU